Molecule: messenger RNA, 1265 nt
Organism: Corvus hawaiiensis (hawaiian crow)
Lineage: Eukaryota; Metazoa; Chordata; Aves; Passeriformes; Corvidae
Gene: TMEM213
Product: transmembrane protein 213
Exons: 3
Coding region: 176-481 (101 amino acids)
Source: RefSeq, a predicted model, not a curated record
UCCUCCCUGGUUGUAGCAGGAAAGUUCAAGGUGUCCUGGCAGCAGGAAGCUCCCUUGCUCCACCCUCUGCCCAGCACCGCGGCUCCCUGAGCUCAUCGAGGAUUUGCUGCACCAGAUCUGCCAGCGACAGCGACCUGUUCUGUGUGGUCACUGGGGUGGGAGCAGGACCCUCGACAUGAAGCACCUCUCCCGUGAGCCCUGGGCAGCCCUCGCUGUGCUCUUCCUCACCGCUGCGCUCUGGGAUUCCUGCUCAGCAGCAGCUGAAGGCACCUCCAAUGUUUCAACAACUGAGUACGAACCAGCGUGUCUUCACGUGAACUUCUGCAGGCAAGCGGCCACGUGCUGCCCUUCGGGCAUGGACGACUACGGGUGGAUCGCAGCGGCCGUCGGCUGGAGCCUCUGGUUUCUGACCCUCAUCCUGCUCUGCAUGGACAAGAUCACGAAACUCCGGCCUGAUGAGCCCAAAUACUUGGUGGCCUGAAGCAGAGAGAGCCAGCAAGCAGCAGCACCGGGGAGCAGUGAGGUGCAGGCAGACUGACAAAGCAUUUCUAACACCUGCUAAGAAACACAAAAAGAAAGGGAACACACCUGCAGCCAAAAAAAGCCAGAUCUAAGCAGAGCAGCUGCCAAGGCUUCACCCUCUCUGGCAGGCUGGAGCUGCCAGCCAAGGUGUGGGGUAGGCAAGUCCCUGCAAGCCACCAUAUAUGUGCCACAGUGCAAAACCGCCCACUUUUCCCUGAGCCCUCUCGUGCUUGCUGUGAGCACAGCAGGAGGAGAGGCUGAGGGACCAGCUACCAGCCUAUAGCACAUUGCCUCAACGUGCACAAAGGUGCAUGACACACCUUCGGCUCUGACACAGAAAGUGGGCACACCAAGCUAUUUUCUGGAGCAUCAACAUUACCAGAGCCAUUACUAAGCUAUAGGCCAGGUUACAUCAGUAACUGGAGGUAAUUCACUGACUUUACCAAGUCCUCCUCACUCACUAACCUGAGAUAUUUAAAAGUCUAUUAACUGAUACAUGGGAAAACUUUCUUAUGGAAACUUAGGGAUUGUUUGGGCUGGUUUGAAAGUACAACUAAUUUUUCCAGAGCCAUUUAGAUGUGUUGCAGGAAUUGAAUGUUGGUUGUACUUACUCAGCUUCCACCUGCCUGAGAAACUAAGCCAAGCUGAACUGUGGAAAGCAGGUUUAAACCAGCAUAUCUGAUGCAUGCACAAAACUGUUCCUAUUUAUACAAGAUGAUAAUAAAUACUCCUAUUGAUUGAAA